AACUUAGUAGUUAUCACCUUCACCGAUAAAUUACAAAUGCAUAAGUUUAUUGCUAUUAAAACUUGUUUUUUAUUUGUAAAUUAUACGGUAGUCGCAUGUUUUUAAUUUUCUUAUAAUUAAUACCUGUUAAGUGGUUAUUUUUUUUUCAUAAAGUCAUGGUGUACCUCCAUUUUCCUUCUAAUCUCACUGAAGAAGAGUUGAUGUUACAUGCAAAGUACCAGAAAUUAAAGAAAAAGAAGAAAGCCCUUCAGGCGCUUAAAGCUCCUAAGCAGGAACCCGAGAAACCUGUAUUACCAAAACGUCCGACAGAAGCUAGAGACGCCAGAGAAAUAGCACGAAAACUUAUUAAAAGUGGUGCCAUUCCAGCCAUUAAAAGUCCACCACCGCAACCUCAAAAUGCUACCUUCAAACGCCCUCGAGCUGGGAGAGAACGAAAACUAAGUGGUUCAACAGGAGGAACUGGUGGUGUUGCAUCAUAUCAACCAUUUAGUGCUUCUCAAGAACCUCCACCACCUGAAGAAAAACCAACACCUCGAGUCAAAUACCUUUAUGACUCAUUUGUUACUGCUAGAGAGAAGGAUGACAAAGGAACUAGAACUCAAGGUGGAGGUGAUGCUCCUAAUACAGGAAAUAAAACAAAUUAUCUGCAGAUUACUGGUACUAAUAUCACUGAAGAAGUUUUGAGACGUCGCUUGGCAUCAUUUGAACCUUUUUCAUUUAUUCAAGAAACUGACGACGAUAAAGUAUUUCUUUCAUUUGAUAAUGCGGACAUGGCAAACCAAGCCCAGAUUGCUCUUGAUGGAAAUGAGGAAGGCUGGCGAACUACAUUUGCAAGGAGACCACCUCCAUCAAAGGGAAACUGGAAUUCAACAUCUGCGUCUCGCAAUCAACCACCACCUAAAGAUUUUAAGAGAUCUCUUGUAACAUAUGAUGAUAUAUUUGAAUAAUGUACUGUUUUAUCAUAAUUGACAUGAAUUUUGCAUAGAAAUGUUAUUUUGAAGUAGUUCAAGUUAACAUUCACACUGGAAAGCUUAGGUGGUGUAAGGUAAGAAGAGAAACAGACCUUGCCAUGGUCCUAUGAUUUAAGCCAUGUGCCGAAUUCCAUUUUGAAACUGAGAUAUUUAAAAAGAUGGACUUACCAAGUUUACCAUUGUUUUGUUUCAUGUCAAUUUUUUAUAUUAAAUUAUUAAUUUUACAUAAGUUGCAAUAUGUGGAGUGAAGGCAACUUGGGCCCCAAAUUUAAGGGGAAUUAUGUUGUCCAGGCGGUUCUUUAUUCAAGAAUUGUUUUUUUUUAAAAGCAAGAUUCUGUACUGAAUUUAUAUUAACUCUUAGCGUUGCUAUAACUGAAAUAUCACAAAGAAGCAAGGAGUAUUAACUCCAAGAUCGAAAUAACAGCUAUUAAAUACUACUCAAAUGUA
Molecule: messenger RNA, 1418 nt
Organism: Pieris napi
Lineage: Eukaryota; Metazoa; Arthropoda; Insecta; Lepidoptera; Pieridae
Gene: Nelf-E
Product: negative elongation factor E
Exons: 4
Coding region: 156-947 (263 amino acids)
Biological process (GO): negative regulation of transcription elongation by RNA polymerase II
Cellular component (GO): NELF complex
Source: RefSeq, a predicted model, not a curated record